UUGUGGUUGCGGUUGGUCUUGGUGAUCGUGGUGUUGAUGGUGGUGGGUGGAUUGACUUGCUGUGAUGGCCAGUAUUCCUCCCAGACCACGUGCCAGCCACAGCGCAACGUCCAACUGCUCAUCUACAACAGGGUACCGAAGGCGGGGUCGACGAGCGUGUUGCAGCGCGUCAACCUCACAAAUGUUGCUCAAGGGGGCAACGUGUUUGAGAUGCUUGCCAUUCACAACACCGACAACUUCAAGCAGAGCGGCAACCGCGCCCGCGCAUUGUCACCCGAGUGGCGAGAAAGCAUGGUUGACUACAUUAUGUCGCACGCGGAGCACGCCACUGCGACGCGGCCGCUCUUCGUUCACGGCCACUUUCUCUUCUACGACUUUUACCGUCACGUGCAAAAACAAGGGAAGAUGCCGCCGACAACGGCUUACAUGAACAUUCUGCGCCACCCUGUGACAAAGCUCGUCAGCCACUUUCAGUACUUGCAAAGUGCAUUUCGCGGCUCGAAAAGAGCGCGGUCGGGGCUGUCAUUUGACCCCGACGUCACCAUUGAUGCAUGCGUGUCUGCCAUCGCCUCCACCCCGCCAUACAAGCCCACCUGGGAAGCCAUCCCGAACACAACACUGCCGUGUGAUGGAACCUUUUUCAUGCGCGCUGUGCAGUGGCGGUACUUUUGUGGCUACGCACGCGAGUGCUUACAGGCCGACAUUGAGCCAGGGCUCACCAUGGCGAAGGAGAACUUGCGAAAACACUUUGCGUUCGUCGGACUACUUGAGGAGACGCACCUCACAUACAGGGCGCUGGAGACGCUGUUUCCGACGUUUUUCGCGCGGGGUUCCGGCGGCAUCUCUGCUCCAACUGACGAAGAGUUGGAACAGAUUGCAAACAAGAACCCAGAGAAGUACAAGACGACACGUGCGACGCGGCGGUACAUUGCUGCGUGGGCGGAGCUGUCUGGCGAUAUGGACUUUUACCACUUUGCCGCCUCCCUCUUCUGGGACAAGAUCACGUGCUUGAUUGCGCGGCAAUGGCGAGCGGGACACACCCUUAACGACUUGACCGUGCUGUCCGCGGAUUGAGAAAGGAAAGAGUGGAUAUGACUUGCACAUACUUAGGCGUAGAACCGAGUGGAUUGUGUAUGGGGUUUAUUAGACACACUUGAACAGAA
This is a messenger RNA of Salpingoeca rosetta, 1163 nucleotides long. RefSeq lists its product as uncharacterized. Gene Ontology annotation, molecular function: sulfotransferase activity. The coding region runs from base 37 to 1074 and encodes 345 amino acids. The transcript has 13 exons. The record is from RefSeq and is a predicted model, not a curated record. Gene Ontology annotation, cellular component: membrane. Lineage: Eukaryota; Choanoflagellata; Craspedida; Salpingoecidae.